ACUGCUCGUGGCUGCUCCGUGUUGCGCUGCGUCAGGAUCAGAGGACGCAAAUCAAGUGAAACAAAUCUUCCGAGAGGAAAAAAGUUCAUGCUGGAGUUUUCAGGGAGCUCCGAGAGCCACAUGAAGUCCAAGCCGAACAUGGAGAAUUUGACUAAGCCAGAGUUGCUGAUGCUCUUCAGCAUCCUGGAGGGAGAGCUGGAGGCCCGGGACCUGGUCAUUGAAGCCCUGAAGGCCCAGCAUAAAGAGCUGUUCAUCCAGGAGCGCUAUGGCAAGUAUAACCUGAGCGACCCCUUCUUAGCCCUGCAGAGAGACAGCGAGACCGUGGGGGGCCAGAACAAGGACCCAGGCUGCUCCUCCUCCACCUCUAACCCUCUUGUAGUCCUCAAAUUGGUGGUGAGUCACUGCAGGAGGAUGCAGGAGAAGAUGUUGGCCCAGCUGGCUGCAGCUGAGAGCAGGCACAGACGGGUCAUUGCAGAUCUGGAGGAGGAAAAACGGAGGCACGCUGAGGACACGGCGGAGGGAGACGAUGUCACUUACAUCCUCGAGAAGGAGAGGGAGCGCCUACAGCAACAGCUGGAGUUCGAGCGCGGCCAGGUCCGCCGACUGGAAAAGGAGCAGCGGCGGCUUGCUGAGCAGCUGGAGGAGGAGCGGGCCCAGCACAAGCAGCUCACCUGCGCGCUGGCCAAAGACUGCAAGUGGGCGAGUUCCCAAGCCCUGAAGGAGGGACACCGGCUGAACAAGCUGAACCUCAAACUCGACAAGGAGAAGGAGACGUGCGAGGCGCUGAGGCAGGAGUUGGAGGACGAGCGGCAGAGAGCCCUGAGGAUGGAGGCGAGGGUGGAGGAGCAGCUGGCGGAGUUCGACACGGAGCGGCAGCAGCUCCGCUCCCGGUUGAAGAAGGAGGAAGCCCACGGCUGUCAGCUACAACAACAGGUGGAAGAGCUGAAGAGGAAGCUGGAGGAGGUGAACGUGACCAGAAAUGGAGCUAAGGAGUGGGCCACAAAACUCCCUCCGGGAAAGACGGUGCUGGACACGAUGAAAGUUGAGGACAUUGAGGAAGACGGCGGCGAGUCAGCAGCGCAGCCAAAGACCAACGGUCACCACUGUCCAGUGGAAACCAAUGGAUACUAUGGUCCACAUGACGCCUGCCUACAGAAUGGGAAUGAAAACGCUCCAGUUCAGACCCAGAUGCCUUUCGCCGCUCACCCACCUUCCUCCCCCUCCACCUCACCUGUCCUCGCCACACGCCCACCAGGCCACUCCAGUCCUGCUGGUUACCAGUCUCCCUACCAGGCUGGGAUCAACCAGCGCUUCCAUGCGGCUCGACACAAGUUCCAGGGUUCCGCCGACCCAGAACCGCCGUCCCAAGCCACAGCGGCGGCUCUUCCCCCCUCCCCGAAGGAGCCGCCGCCGGCGACCAGCACCCCCCCGGAAGCCAGUCCGGUCAAGCAAAUGGCCCGGAGCACAGUCACCCAGGUGCUGUCCCGCUUCACCACCGUCCAGCAAAGCGUCACACCGAAGCUGGCAGCGCCAAACAGUUCCCCCUUCGGCACAGACUACCGUAGCCUAGCAGCGCCUUUGUCCCCAGUGAUUGGAAGGGCUGCAGCGGCGCUCCCACAGGGCAUCAGGUCACCCACCAUUCCUAGAGCCGACAGGGGCAACCCCCCACCCAUCCCCCCCAAGAAGCCCGGUCUGGCCCAGGCCCCCCCGUCCCCGGCUGCGGUCCCCAGGUCGGCCGCUCAUUACGCUGACAGCCCCCUCUCAGGCAGCUGCGGCCUUACCUCCGCACAGGACUCCGUCAAAGAACUGGACAUGGUGGUUUCAUCGAAUUGAUGAUCCCGAUUUGCCGCAUCUCAACAAUAACGUCCUCUGCAUCACAGGAUUCACUCCAGCUGUUAAACUGAACAGAGGUCUCCUCAAACACUGUUACUGUAUGCUGUUUGUAUUUAUUUAGUUUGUGCGGAGGCAGCAUUGUAGGUAUCAGUCAAGGGCCUGGCACUAAUUUGCAUUGUUGUGGACUGUCUUUUUUAUGGCAUCACUAAUAACCAACUUAUUAAAACAAAGGAAGGGUGUUCAUGUUUUUGUCAUUUUUCACACGACACAUAAAAAGACAAGCACUGAAAAGCAUUGUCUAGUACAAUAGCGUUGUUGUGCCAUAGAACAUCAAUAAGGUUUAACAGCUGUGGAGCCUCGUUUACACCACAGGAUGACAACAAACUUCACUGUGAAGGUGAUGUUUUGAGUAGAGAGUAAGAAAAGUAAAGGCUUAAAAGCUUGUCAGCAACAAAGACAAAUCAACCUAAACAUCUGUGUUCUUAUGAACUAGUUUCAGCUCAAACAUUGUCUUAACUUUCCAUGACUCAGCAACUGUAGUCAUUUUAUGUAUGUGUUGACAAGCACACAUAGAAAACCCUGUUCCUUUAACCUGCGUUUAUUCUUUUAUACCCAGUUAUAUUGUUUGUUAAGACAAUUAUGUAUUCUUCAGACCAAGUUUAAAUCAUUCAUAUUAAUAUGCUGCAUAGUAUUUUGUUGUAUAGAAACAGUCAUUUUUAUACAAAUGUAUAGUUUAUUACUUUAGUUAUUAUUGUACAAUAGUUUUAUAAUCUGGCAAUCAGUGUUGUACUGCACGUUGUUUAUGUAUUAUGUUAAUGUUGCACAAAGUCAGUACAAAUUACAAGCUACAAUACAAAGAUUAACAACAGCCACAUUUGUAAAGUGUUUGUGUAAAAUUGUUGAUCACGAUGAACGUCUUUUCCUGUCAUUUCCGAGAAACCUUUAUAAAAUGCAGCAUUUUAUACUUCAUGGCUUUGAUUAAUAUAACAGCUGCCACAUCUGUUCUCCCUUCUUGCAUCGGGUCCUUUGAAGAAGUACUGUAAAUGCUGGAAAGUGACAGACUUAAUAAAUUAAGCCCAAAGGCUA
Betta splendens (Siamese fighting fish) is the source of this 2919-nucleotide messenger RNA. RefSeq names its product CTTNBP2 N-terminal like a (gene cttnbp2nla). The transcript has 7 exons. Bases 88 to 1833 code for a protein of 581 amino acids. The record is from RefSeq and is a predicted model, not a curated record. Lineage: Eukaryota; Metazoa; Chordata; Actinopteri; Anabantiformes; Osphronemidae.